GAUGAAUAUAAUUAACAGUUUCAUUCAAGUCAGCUAUCUUCUAGACUAAAUAGCAUACCUUUAUGUGUAUAGUUGUCACUUCUCUACCAAAAAGGAAGGAAACCAGGAUCUUGCAGCACAUCGAGACCGCCGCCAUGGUGAAUCCGGAGCACGUGUUCCAUAUCGCUGAUUAUUGUAUCUUCGCCAUUACUAUUGUAGUUUCGUUAGGUAUCGGAAUAUAUUAUGCAUUAUCUGGCGGAAAACAACGAACGACGUCGGAAUACUUCGUUGGAAAUAGAAAAAUGGCUAUACUUCCGGUUGCGAUUUCGCUGAUGGUGUCAUUUGAAUCAUCCAUAAUGAUGCUUGGUGUCCCAGCAGAGGUGUAUGUGUACGGUUUGCAAUGGAUUAUAGGAAAUGUCGGAUUCUUCAUCGCAAACGUCCUUUCCAUUAUCAUAGUGGUUCCUCUUAUUCAUCCGCUAAGGAUUACCAGCGCAUAUGAGUACUUGGAAUUAAGAUUCGAUUCACACGCUGUUCGAAUUCUUGGAACUGUGCUCGGGAUGCUGAGUUAUACGGCGUACAUGGGGAUCGUUUUAUUCGGGCCUGCCAUAGCGCUUGAAGCAGUAACUGGAUUCCCUCAGUGGGGUUCAAUUGUGUCAAUUGCGGCAGCUUCAGUCAUUUACACUGCUAUUGGUGGUCUUAAAGCCGUUAUCUGGACAGAUGUUUUCCAGUGUGCAAUCAUGUUUGCAGGCGUAUUUGCAGUGCUUAUAAAGGGAACAAUGCAAGUAGGAGGCAUUGGCAAGACCUGGGAGUUAGCGUAUGAAAAGGGACGAGUAAAUAUAUUCAAUUUUGAUCCGGAUCCAACCAUAAGACAUACAUUCUGGAACUUGUUUGUUGGAAGCAUUAUACGUGGUUUCGGACUCAUCUUCAACCAGUCUUCAAUACAGAGAAUCAGCUCCACGCCAACUGUGGACGCAGCAAAAAGAGUAAUGAUGCUCGUCGCACCGGGCUUCUUUUUAUCGGUGACCUUAGCAGGGAUUGAGGGGGUCAUUGCAUAUGCGUUUUAUGAUACUCUCAGAUGUGACCCUCUCAAAUCAAAACAAAUCACAAAUCCGAACCAGAUUGUGCCUUAUAUGGUCAUGGACAUAUUCAAACAUCUACCAGGAAUGCCGGGACUUUUUAUGGCUUCCCUCUUCAGUGCAUCACUCAGUACACUAUCGUCUGGAUUGAGUAGCCUUUCAGCGUUGUUAUGGACAGAUCUUUUGAAACCGCAUGUAAAACCUAUGUCGGAGCUCAAGGCUACAAUAAUUUCCAAGAUAUCUGUCGUAGUGUUUGGUGUGCUGGCGGCGGUUGUUGCAUUUAUGAUUGCUUUGAUAGGGGGCACAUUAAUUCAGAUAUCAGGAAGUCUUUUAGCAGCAUUUAGUGGACCCCUAAGUGGAUUGUUUAUGUUUGGAGCAUUUUGUCCUUGGGGAAAUGCUAAGGGAGCAUUCGGGGGCAGCGUCUUAUCAGCCAUCGUGACUUUUAUUAUUGCAAUGGGACAAAUGACAACAAAAGGCGCGGUAAAGAACACAAGACUUCCAUCUGCACCAAUAGAUUCUUGUCCGGCGAUAGAAGUUGCUAAUUUUGUAGCUAAUAUGACAAUGGCUAACAACACAACAGGGAUUACACUGGCAAAUUUUACAUCAACGAUGUCUACCUUAGCGAGCUCCAUGGGUGCUGUAGAGACUGUUGCCCGAGGUAUUCCAGAACCAUCGGGAUUUAGACGGUUAUUUAUGGUGUCGUAUAAAUGGUUUGGCCCAAUUGGUGUUUUACAAGUCAUGAUUUUUGGUACAAUCAUUUCAUUUUGUACAGGUUAUAAAAAACCUGGAGAGGUGAAAAGAAAGUAUCUUAUACCAUUCUAUGAUAGUCUAUUCCCGUUUCUACCUGAAUGUAUUCGUAGGCCAUUGAGGUGUGGAUACCACUUCGAGAAAGAUGAUGAGGACGAUGACCAUCUCCCAGAAACUGUAUACAACAAACUAGAUGAUAUAAAGGUGGAUGUAUUCCAUGUUGAUCUAGUGAUUGAAAAGCAAAAUGGAGUCAUUGACAAACAACCGAAAGCGGGAAAUCAUGUUGAUGAUAAAACUGGAGAUGCUGUUUUCGUAGAUAAUAAACAAAGCGAUGACCGAAUCAGUAAUGAGGCACACAAUCAAGACGACGACGUUAGGGUGACUCAUUCUGUCGAUGACCUCUCUCCACGGAAAAUGCAAGUUAAAGAUAUGGAAAUGGAUAUACUAAGAGGAGGAACUAGCUCUGACUAUAUUGUUAUGGACAAGUUAGAUGAUAGCAGAGUCCUGAAGUUGAGAGCUAAGAGCAUUGAGAUGGACAUAAAACCGGAAUAAUUAAACAAUACGAAUAUAUCUACCAUUCAUCAUUUUCACAAUGCGUAGAAAAACUUUAAUGGCACUGUAGAGACUGAAUAUUUAAAGAAGGCAAUAUUAAAACAUACUUGUCCACUGUAUUUGUACUGGUACAGAACCCAGGAACACUGGUUAGGUUAACUGCCUGCCGUUAAUGACUGAAAUACUGUUGAAAAACGGCGUUAAACCCAAAACAAACAAACAAAGAAGACGCGUACUGAAACUUUAAAAUCUUUAAAUUUAUUCUCAAAUCGCCUUUCUUACAGUAGCUUCAGAGAUAAAUGUAGUGUAAUAUCCAAUAAAGAAUGACAGCUUGA
Molecule: messenger RNA, 2689 nt
Organism: Mercenaria mercenaria
Lineage: Eukaryota; Metazoa; Mollusca; Bivalvia; Venerida; Veneridae
Product: sodium-dependent multivitamin transporter-like
Exons: 18
Coding region: 63-2354 (763 amino acids)
Biological process (GO): transmembrane transport; sodium ion transport
Cellular component (GO): membrane
Molecular function (GO): symporter activity
Source: RefSeq, a predicted model, not a curated record